Kockovaella imperatae is the source of this 1410-nucleotide messenger RNA. RefSeq lists its product as hypothetical. The transcript has 10 exons. The coding region runs from base 1 to 1410 and encodes 469 amino acids. The record is from RefSeq and is a predicted model, not a curated record. Lineage: Eukaryota; Fungi; Basidiomycota; Tremellomycetes; Tremellales; Cuniculitremaceae.
AUGGAACUAUACUCUUCUCUUAGCCUUGCAUGUCUUUGGGGUAUUGCGGUAGCUUCUGGCCGGCUUACGAGACGGGGGGACUCAUUCAGCCUAGCAGAUACCGCGAAUGCUUGUUCACAGGAAUGUGACAAUCAGAAUCUCGCUGGUUGCUCCUCAUCGGACCCAACGGAGGAAUUCAAAUGCAUCUGUCAAGUGGCCAUUCUACAAGAGUAUGCAGAGUGCAUCGAGUGCAUCUACCAAACUGGCGGGACAUUGGAAAUCAACGGUACGGCAACUUCGGCGAACCAGUAUCUAGAUGCGUUCCUUGCAGACUGUGACGCGGAAGGCUACGACAUUGUCUCAACUGUCUUCGAUGCAUACACGACAGGGAUCUACACCACCUCGCCUGCAUCCGCAACGUCGACCCCGGCUACGACCGCAUUUUCUACGACUGCUGCUGCGAGCGCGAAGGCCGGAAAUCAAGCACCUUCCCGGGGCGCCUCUCCAUCCAACCCGGUGUUCUUCCCGCCAACGCCAUACAAUACCACUGCUUCUUCAAGCGCCUACGAUUCCUCUGAAGGGCUCUGCAUUGUCAACUUCUUCACCGGUUGGACACCAGGUUAUCUAAAUUGUCUGUACGAUGCAAUGGUCCUUAUUCCAGAAUCGUCAUCGAGCUGUCAGGAUCAAGUCUGCACAUGGACAGAAAGCGAUCCAAAGCUCUGUUCGGGUCUCAUGUGCAACCAAGGUUCCACCAUUCCAUCUCCGAUGAUCUGUGAUGCCAUCUUCCACGACGCAAGCAAUGGUAACAGCAUCCCUCAGGUGCAACAGGCAGGUGAGGACCUGGAUAGUGUUCAGCUCUGGUAUAUCUGCAACUGCAAUGGUCCCACCCCUAGUGUGCCAGAAGAGUGUGCAGGCCCCUGCGGACAAAAUUGCCAAACGUCGCUGUCAAAAGUCACGUCAGACCUUCGUUGCAAUUACGCCGCCAUAUGCAUUGAUGGAUCGUCGGACAAUCCCCGGGAAGAUGAUACCUCGACAUGCGUCUCGCCUCUGUUUGCUCAGACCAAUGCAAGCGGGGUCGAGUAUAUCCUGUACAAUGGCGGUGUAAUCCCGUGCUCAGCUACCAGCGGACCAUUCGGCUUGGACUCGUGCGGGACCAGUGGUUCGUCGUUCAACUCUGGCAGCGCGUCCUGCUCUUGUACCGGUAAAGCUCUCAACUCGGAUCCCUGCGGUCUCGUAGACGCUACGAAUACUACAACACAGCAGCAGCAAGGUCAGAAUGGGCCAAGCACGUCCGCCACCGCUGUCACUGCCGCUUCGAAUACAACUUCACCUUCACCUUCAUCCAGUUCAGGCUCACCUGCAGCCUCGGUCUUUGGUUACAAGCAAGUCUUAUUGGGACUCGCAGUGGGGGCCGUCUUCCAUAUGCUCUGA